AAGCCGACGCCAACCCGGCAUUUUGAACAUUAUGUACAGUUGGAUGCCAAUGGUGAUUACUGGCUAUUUUGGACAGCAAACGACACUCACGUGACCUUUGAGACCCAUGUAAACACCCACGGGUAUGUUGGAUUCGGACUCUCCCUGAACGGCAAGAUGUUCCCGGCUGACGUCAUCGUAGGCGGGGUCAAGGACGGUCAAACUUACUUUAAGGAUUAUCACACUACUGCGCAUGCACCUCCUACAGUCGACCAAUCACAGGACUGGUUUCUAAUCGCUGGCAAGGAAACUGCUUCCGGUACCAUUCUUACUUUUGUGCGAAAACUCAACACAUGUGACACUGCUGAUGAUAUUGUUAUUACGGCGGACACAACGCGAGUUAUCUUCUCCUACCAUCCUGAUGACGUGACGAGUGGUAUACCGUACCAUGGUGCCACAAGGAGGGGAGCAAAGAGCGUCAUGUUGUUGUCGUCCUCACUGACAGCUGAUGAUGUCCAACUACCCAGCGACAUAGUCACGUUUGAUUUCCUUGCUGACAAUUAUCACGUUCCAUCUGACACCACCACGUACGCAUGCAAAACCUUCCAGUUACCUGCCCUUGGCUCAAAACAUCACAUGAUCAAGUACGAGCCAAUCAUAACACCUGGGAAUGAACUAAACGUACAUCAUAUGGUCAUCUUUAGAUGUCCUAAGCACGUUUUAAAUCAUUACGAAUUCCGGUGCGACAAUUAUACCAAUACGCCAAAAGAAGUGGCCGAUUGCAUGAUAAUGUCUUUCAUAGCCUGGGCCGUCGGAGGAAAGACAUUUUAUUAUCCGCCAGACGUCGGGUUCUCACUCGGAACAGAUGCCGACCCCGAUUUCUUUAUCAUGGAAACACACUACGAUAAUCCCUUGGCAAGAUCAGACAUUGUGGACAGUUCUGGAAUCCGGAUCACUAUGACACCGACACUCCGAACACAUGACGCCGGACUUUUUCUUUUUGGUAUGUCUGUGAGUUCAAUGCAUGUCAUUCCUCCAAUGGAAACCGACUUCCUAUCCAAAGUGAUCUGUUCUUCGAAACUCCUCGAGAAGGCAAUACCAGCAGAGGGCAUAAAGGCGUUUGCGAUUCUCCAGCACUCCCAUCUACUCGGCAAAGAAAUGGCGACACGUCUCUAUCGAAAUGGAAGCGAACUCAAACCUCUGGCGGUGGAUAAACAUUAUGAUUUUAAUUAUCAAGACAUGCGCUACCUUUCAGAAGAGAGAACGAUAUAUCCGACUGACACCCUAGAGCUAAACUGUGUUUACGAUUCGAGCCACAAAAGAAAUAUUACAUUGGGAGGACUUUCUACACAUGAUGAGAUGUGCGAGGCGUUCAUUCUUUACUAUCCACGCAUGCCCAUUGAUUAUUGCUCGAGUUUUCCCUUAUACAACACAAUCACAAAUGACGUUGCACACAUAUACUCUCAAGUGAAGUCCUGGGACUGGGCAGACCCUGCAGUAAGAGCCAAGUUCCGGUCAGCUGUUGAAAAUUCAUUGUAUUAUCAGCAUACCUUUGGAGACACAUAUGCUUUCAUGGCAAAUACGACUAGCAAGGACAACUCUGCAGCUCAUCCUUACAUAGAACCGCCGGAUACCCAAUGCCAGCAUAUUUCUGGUUCUACGCAGGACCGGAAGUAA
This is a messenger RNA of Ylistrum balloti, 1656 nucleotides long. Its product is annotated as DBH-like monooxygenase protein 1. Gene Ontology annotation, molecular function: dopamine beta-monooxygenase activity; copper ion binding. Gene Ontology annotation, biological process: dopamine catabolic process; octopamine biosynthetic process; norepinephrine biosynthetic process. The transcript is spliced from 11 exons. Gene Ontology annotation, cellular component: secretory granule membrane. Lineage: Eukaryota; Metazoa; Mollusca; Bivalvia; Pectinida; Pectinidae. The record is from RefSeq and is a predicted model, not a curated record. The coding region runs from base 157 to 1656 and encodes 499 amino acids.